GUCACGCGCGAGCUGUUAUUCGAAUGCUUGUCGGGACACGUGCUGAGUUCGUCUAUAAGUUCAGAAACAGUUAGAAAUCUUACAUUCAAUCUUCACUCGCUGAAGCAGGCAUCACCCUUCAAUUUUUUGUAGUUGCGACAGAGAACUGAAAAUGACCACCAUUAUUAGUUUCAUGCAUGACCAUGAACCAAUGGACUUCCAAGGCAUAGAUCUCAUGGAAGAAGAUCUUGCUACAUCAAGCUCCAAUGAUGUGGACUCCAAAUUUGACAAUACAAUAGGACAUAUAGAAGAUAUUAUCAUGGAAGAAGAAUUUCAGUCACAGCAAAGAAACUUCCUAGAAAAAUACUACACUGAAUUUGAAGAUACUGAGGAAAACAAGUUUGUUUAUACAGACAUUCAUACAGAAUAUGUUAAUUUGGUAGAAAAGUAUUUAUCUGAUGAGUUGUCAAAAAGAAUUCCAGGCUUUUCUAUGCAGGACUUCUCAAAACAGCUCAUAGAAAGGAAGGACGAGUUGGAAGGAGAAAUAUUUGAAAUACUGUUGACUUUUAGUGACUUUUUAGCCUUCAAGGAAAUGUUCUUGGAUUACAGAGCAGACAAGGAGGGCAGGACGGUUGAUCUUAGUGAUGGACUUACUGUGAAAUCUGUGCAGGGGGACAUGUGCCUUGACGGAGCCUCCUUCUCAUUAUGUGGACAUUCCAUGCAGAAACCCCAAUAGCACCCAGCAACCUCAAACUACUUGUGUUGUCAAUUAUACCGUCCAUAUUUUAGCAACUACUUGCACAGCAGCUGUCAUACGCUGCCUCACUACUGUGCGGAGAUGAUGCCUGCAUGUCUAGCUGUCUGCAGCAGGGUCAGGAUACUGCAGUAUUUGCACUGUCUGUCACAGAUGGACAGACAGCUGACCAUAACAACAUGAUAAAAGUCCCAAAAUUCAUCUUAUACCACCUAAUACCGGUAACCUGUUUUGUGUAAGCAAUGCUUUGAAAUGUAUUUACUUUUUAAUCAGAUAUAUUUAAAUAUGAAACUCCUCAUUUAUAUAAUAUACUCUAGAUUUAAGAAACAAUAUAUGUUAGAAAGAGUACAUGCUCUGUAUCCUGUUUUGGUUCUAUUACUGUAGACUAUGACAUAACAUAUCAUCUCAUUCUGUAACACAUGAAUAGGGUAUUGUAUGCAAUCAAAAUGUGUAUCUAAAUGUGUGAACAAAUAUAUUUACUGCAUUGAGUUUAUGUUUUACUAUUCUGUGACAGAGUUAAGGAAUGUUGUUUCCUGAACUAAACUGUAUUGUAGUUUCAUGGGGUGAAACAUCUCAACCCAAGUCUAGUUGUCCUGUGUUUGUAAUUUGUGAACUGAACCUAUGAUCUCUACAUCGUUACGACGUAGGGACUGUCUCAACUAUGAGUGGUUGUGUGACAUUGUCGGGAAUGCUGGCCAGGUCAUGCCAUUACCUUACAUAACAGGAUUAGCAAUGUCACAAUACUUCUUGAAUCUGCUGCACAGCACAAUAGAUUUGUGUUUAAUUUUUACAUGAGCCCUGAUCUUCUGUGAAAGUGUACAAAAGUAUGAAAUCUCUUAUCAACUGUGUGAUAUUUCCGUCCAACAAUUUAUAAAAGGUUACCUCUGUACCGAAUGUUUUUGACAUACCAAAUGUUUUUGACAAUGUGCAGCACUUUUGAAUGUUUUGGACUGACUGUCACAUGCCAUAGAUCACUGAAUUAGAGACAACUGUUCACAUACAUUUAUAUGAAGGAGUUGACAGUUACGGGACGUAAAAAAAUAUUUCACAAGAUUUUAAACAAGAUGUGUUGUUUAUGUCCUGAGCAUGAAAAAAGCCAGCAUAUAUCGUAGUUUUGCCAUUCAAAGCUGCUUGUUUUUAUUUAUUAAAGAUCGCUGAUCAGUGCUGUAAUUUAUGUAUGACAACCUCAGCUUGUGCCCAAGCACUGAUGGCAUGAGCAUCACCGGUUUACAAAGAGGAGAAAUAAAGUUACAAUGUACAAA
Haliotis rufescens (red abalone) is the source of this 1995-nucleotide messenger RNA. Its product is annotated as ADP-ribosylation factor-like protein 2-binding protein. Gene Ontology annotation, cellular component: mitochondrial intermembrane space. The transcript has 7 exons. Gene Ontology annotation, biological process: maintenance of protein location in nucleus; positive regulation of tyrosine phosphorylation of STAT protein. The coding region runs from base 152 to 715 and encodes 187 amino acids. Lineage: Eukaryota; Metazoa; Mollusca; Gastropoda; Lepetellida; Haliotidae. The record is from RefSeq and is a predicted model, not a curated record.